Messenger RNA from Pseudopipra pipra, 943 nucleotides. It is a transcript of the gene RBM8A, whose product is annotated as RNA binding motif protein 8A. The transcript has 6 exons. The record is from RefSeq and is a predicted model, not a curated record. Gene Ontology annotation, biological process: RNA splicing. Gene Ontology annotation, molecular function: mRNA binding. Gene Ontology annotation, cellular component: exon-exon junction complex; cytoplasm; nucleus. The coding region runs from base 63 to 587 and encodes 174 amino acids. NCBI's taxonomy places the organism in Eukaryota, Metazoa, Chordata, Aves, Passeriformes, Pipridae.
GAUGGCGCCGCCCCAUUUCCGCUUCCCGCCCUCCCGCCCAUGGCGGCGCAUCCGGAGCCAACAUGGCGGACGUGCUGGAUCUCCAUGAGGCGGGCGGGGAGGAUUUCGCUAUGGACGAGGACGGGGAUGAGAGCAUCCACAAGCUGAAGGAAAAGGCCAAGAAGCGGAAGGGCCGCGGCUUCGGUUCAGAGGAAGGAUCCCGGGCCCGGGUGCGGGAGGAUUAUGACAGCGUGGAGCAGGACGGGGAUGAACCAGGACCUCAGAGAUCUGUGGAGGGCUGGAUCCUGUUCGUGACGGGGGUGCACGAGGAGGCCACGGAGGAGGACGUGCACGAUCGCUUUGCUGAGUUUGGGGAGAUCAAGAACAUCCACCUGAACCUGGACCGGCGCACGGGAUACCUCAAGGGCUACACGCUGGUGGAGUACGAGACGUACAAGGAGGCGCAGGCGGCCAUGGAGGGGCUGAACGGGCAGGAGCUCAUGGGGCAGCCGGUCAGCGUCGACUGGUGCUUCGUCAGGGGCCCCCCCAAGGGCAAGCGGAGGGGUGGGCGCCGGAGGAGCCGCAGUCCGGACCGGCGCCGCCGGUGAUGGAUCCAGGAUUCCACCUGUCCAUGUUCCGAGUCCAAACUGGGCGAAACUGGGAAAACUGGGGGGGGGGUUUGGACACAGGUCUGAGGAGCCAAACCGGCUCCAUCCCUUGGGAAAUCGGGGGGUUGCAGAAUUUUAUUGUUUUCAGAGGACAAACAUGAGGGGAGCAGCAGCAGCCCCCGAGGGUUAGGGGGUGUUUCCCUCGGGUUUGGGGGGGAUCCCUCCCAGCCCCCCAUCCCAGCACAUCCCAGGAGUUUUUUCCCUACCCCAGGCAAACGUUCCCUUGAUCUCCCGUGGGAUUUAUCCCACUGGGAAACCCUUAUUUUCUGUUAAAUAACAGUUUUUGUGUAAAUUUG